Molecule: messenger RNA, 1677 nt
Organism: Venustampulla echinocandica
Lineage: Eukaryota; Fungi; Ascomycota; Leotiomycetes; Helotiales; Pleuroascaceae
Exons: 3
Coding region: 1-1677 (558 amino acids)
Biological process (GO): transcription elongation by RNA polymerase II; post-transcriptional tethering of RNA polymerase II gene DNA at nuclear periphery; poly(A)+ mRNA export from nucleus
Cellular component (GO): transcription export complex 2
Molecular function (GO): double-stranded DNA binding; RNA binding
Source: RefSeq, a predicted model, not a curated record
AUGGCCAUCCUCGAUGGAUUCCUCACGUCCAUCUCGGGUUUCCUCCGAACAAGGGAUGAUUUGCAAUUGCGGCUCUUCCUCCGAGUCGAACCGCCAUUGCCGGAACAAUUUGUGCAGCUUAGCCAGGAGUUGAAGGCCUCAUAUCGCGACGGCAAGGUCCUCGAGCGUCACUUAACCAAACUCAUUCCGGAAAAUGAGGACGAGUACGGUGAGGAAGGUGACGUCUGGCCUGGAUUUCUGGCAUUCAUGCAAGAGUACCUGGAAUUCUGGCGAGAUGUCAAUUUCGAGGAUCUUCUGGAGACACAUUCUCAAUUGAGCUCUUUGGUCAACUCUUGCAUUACGGCUCUAUCCCACGCCACACAUGGCAUUGUUAUGCUUCCCACCGCCAUUCAGUUAUCGUCUAACCUAGCAAAAUUAGCUAUGAUGCUAGAUAAGCGACCAGAUUUGACGCGACGACUGCGACAGAUGGCUGAUGUUGACCAGGGCGAGGGGAGGAAAACACUGGUCGAGGGAACUGCGGAGUCGAUUCAAAGAGCUUUUACAAUGUGUUUGACCGAAAGAAGUUCGAAUCGGAGUGGUGUAGGGCAAGACGGAAAACCAGAAGGGAAGAAAAUUGGGAUAUACUCAUUUGCGAACAUGGUGCUCAAACUUCUGUUCCAGUGCCACAAAAUAGGAUUGGCAAACCAGCUUUACACAAACAUAUCCUUACAUUCGCCCCCGCUGCAACUUUACCCAGCAAGUCAGCGGGUCACAUACCUCUAUUACCUCGGCCGCUUCCUCUUCGCCAAUAACCACUUCUACCGAGCACAGUUAUGCCUCCAAUCCGCAUACGACCAAUGCCAUGCCCAAUGUGUCAACCAAAGACGCAACAUCCUCAUCUAUCUCAUAUCCGCCAACAUGAUCCUUGGUCGAUUCCCCUCACGUGCGUUUAUGUCACGGCCUGAAUCAAAGGGCCUGUUAGAGAAAUUCGCUCCAAUUUCCAAGGCUAUCCGAAGGGGCGACAUGGUCGCUUUCAAGCAUGCAGUAGGUCGCGAAUCUGGGAAUGAUAAAUGGUUCUUUCAGAAAGGUGUCCUUCUCCCACUUGUCUCGCAUUGCGAAGUCCUAGUCUGGCGUUCCUUGGCUCGACGAGUAUUCCUGCUCACCUACCAAUUCCCUACGGAUCCAAACUCCCGCAAAGCUGCCACCCUCGACAUCAUGGACCUGCUUACGGCAGCGCAAUAUUGCCAGAAGGUCUUAGAGGGGUGGCAGAGGCCAGUGGAUGCGGCGGUCGCUAUGCAAUCCGGUCGAACGCACAUAAAUUCGAUAUUUAUGAAAUUUCCUGAUCUUGUGCCGCCCCCGACAGGGCCAAAAAGACUUGGAGCGCAAGAGGGAAUCAUUUUCGGUAACAAGAUGCCGAAUAUACUGGAAAUUGAGGCUGUGAUUGCUAGUCUUGUGCAGCAGAAUCUAUUACAUGGCUUUAUUAGUUAUAAUCAAGGAAAGUUUGCAAUCUUAGGUGCAAAGCAACGAGGAGGGCCGUUGAAUGCAGGGUUUCCUGGGGUCUGGGAGGCUGUAAAGACGAGAGCUGAAAGAGAAGGGAAGGCCGAGGAAAUCCCAGGAUGGGUUCAGGAAGAAAGAACCGCCCCUAUGGGAGGGGUCAUUAACCUGACUGGAAUCGCCAGGCCUGUGGGAGGAGGUUAA